Paracoccidioides brasiliensis Pb18 is the source of this 528-nucleotide messenger RNA. RefSeq lists its product as uncharacterized. The transcript has 3 exons. Bases 1 to 528 code for a protein of 175 amino acids. The record is from RefSeq and is a predicted model, not a curated record.
AUGUCUCCAAUCUCAAUCUCUACCGUCUUGAAGUCAACCCUGGGGCCCGUUCUCAUGAAUGGCAGUUCAAACGUGGUAGCGCAAGUAGUCUCGGCCUACAAACAUGGGUCUCCGCUCAUCAUUGACCCUAUUCAGUUGAUCCGCUUUAUGGCGUGCACGAUGAUCACAAACCCCCUCAUGGUCCUCUGGCAGGAUCAGCUCGAAGCUACGUUUCCAGGAUGUUCCAAUUCUAACUCUCCUAGCAAUCUGAAAUCAGUUGCAGGCAAGGAUAAAAGGGUUACAAGCCUGGCAGGCAACUUGGACGAAAAUUAUCAGCCGGGGAGUAACGCAGAAGAAAAAUCCACUCAGAAAUUGAAUAUUCGAAAUACCGUUAUCAAAAUUCUGAUAGACCAGACACUUGGGGCGGCAUGGAGUUCAGCUGCGUUUAUAGUAAUCAUCUCCGUCUUGCAUGGACAAGAUACCACUGCAAUCAAACAAUCCUUAAUGAAAGCAGCAGACUAUGGGACAAUGUUCGGGAUGCUUCAAUAG